Molecule: messenger RNA, 429 nt
Organism: Hydatigera taeniaeformis
Lineage: Eukaryota; Metazoa; Platyhelminthes; Cestoda; Cyclophyllidea; Taeniidae
Source: the annotation of a GenBank genome assembly
AUGGCUCCUAUUUUGAUCAUCUUGGAGUACGUUUUCAUGUUGCAGGAUUUCAGUCGGUCCACUGGAACCCAACUUGGUGUUGUUGGCUGGUAUCAUUCGCAUACUGAACUAGAUACAACACUGACUAAACAGGAUAUUGACUUUCAUCAAAAAUUUACAGCUAGGUUCCCCAAUUCUAUUGCUUUUGUGGGUUUGUUCGGGAGACGUUCAGACGAUCGAAUGGCAAGGGUGAUGUCAUUCACUGCUUUCCGAUGUGCUUUGAAUGAGAAACCGGUUCAAGUUCAAUGUUUUGUCAGGCCUGUUCUUCCCAACCUUAUCUCGUCAAAGUACUAUGCAGUUGCUUGCCUCGCAUUCGAAUAUGUUCUCAAGAUUGCGGAGGAGUACGUAUUUAGUCAACAGAAGGGUGAGAUGCUGGGCGAUAGGCCUUGA